Chilo suppressalis (striped riceborer) is the source of this 678-nucleotide messenger RNA. The record is from the annotation of a GenBank genome assembly. NCBI's taxonomy places the organism in Eukaryota, Metazoa, Arthropoda, Insecta, Lepidoptera, Crambidae.
UUUAGUUCACAACAAGCAAAUCUCUGAAAUGUUCUCCAAAGUGGUAGUUCUGUGUGCGUUUGUGGCAGUAGCCCGCGCUGGCCUGCUGGCCGCCCCCGCCCACUACUCGCCCGCCGGGGCCGUUUCCUCACAGAGCAUCGUGCGCCACGAUCAGCCCAAGGCUGUGGCUGCCAAGCUGGUGGCCGCCGCCCCCGUCUAUCACGCCGCACCCGCUGCCGUCGCCUACCACACUGCCCCCGCCGCCGUAGCCUACCACGCUGCCCCCGCCCCCGUCGCCUACCACGCUGCUCCCGUCGCCAAGAUCUUGGCUCACCAAGAGGAAAUCGCGUACCCCAAAUAUGAGUACACGUACUCUGUGGCUGACGGGCACACCGGCGACAACAAGUCCCAGCAGGAGUCCCGCGACGGCGACGUGGUGAAGGGCUCGUACUCGUUCCACGAAGCUGACGGCUCCGUGCGCACCGUGGAGUACACAGCUGACGAUCACAGCGGGUUCAACGCCGUCGUACACAACACCGCCCCCACCGCCGCACCCGCCCUUAUCAAGGCCGCCCCGGUGCUGCUCAAGAGCCCCGCCCUCCAGUAUUAUCACCACUAGACUGAAUCCAGACCCUAAAUAAUAUGUUGAUGACAAAUAGUUAAUUUAUUUAUUGCAAUAUACAGACGAUUAAGAUCGAU